AAUAAUAAAAAAAAAGAAUGGAAAAAAAAUAAUAAUUUUCUUUAAAAGAUAAUUGCAAAUAAAGAUUAAAAACAGCUCUCGAAGAUAUAAUGCGAUAAAAUAAAACAGUUUAACAAUAUAUUCUAAUAACCGACCAAAAUUCAUUAAAAAUAAUAAGUUCAUUAAUGAAAAUGACCGAAUUAUUAGAAUUAAACAUAAUAUCGGUUGAAAAAAUUGACAAUGAAAGACCUAAACACUCCAAACAUCAUGCCAUAUAUUUUAUUUCCCCAUAUUAAGAUUCUAUAGAUUUAUUAUUAAACGACUUUCCUUAAAAAAAGGGAGAAAAUUAAUAUGGGAAAGUUCAUUUAUACCUCACAAAUAGAAUAGAGGAAAAUUUAAUGUCUAAAAUUGCCACUAAUAAAUAUUUAUUGAAUCGUAUUUUGACUUUUAAAGAAUUUAAUUAGGAUUUUGCUUGUAAAUUCGACAAUAUUUUUAAUUUAGAAGUAUUAGAUUCCUUAAAAACUAUAUUUUCAGAAAGCGGAAAGGAAUAUAAGAAUAAAAUAAUGGAGAUAUCUGACAAAAUCAGUACAGUGAUACUUUCUUUCGAAAGGAUGUUUUCCAUAGAGAUAUUUUAUAAUAUACACGAGAAUAAAAUAUCGUAAACAAUAGCAGAAUAAAUGAACGAAAGACUAAAAAAUAUACUAAAUUAGCUCCAAAGCGAAAAUUCAGAAUAAAUAAAUAGAAAAUCCGGUAAAAUCACAGUUUUAAUUCUAGAUAGAUCUUUUGAUGUUUUGACUCCUUUUUUAAGAGAUUUUCAUUAUUAACCUUUACUUUAUGAUGUUUUGGAUAUUAAAAAUGAUAUAGUUGAAUAUUGGAUUAAUGAAGGGCCAAAAGAAGUAUUAAAAAAAAGUCAAUUAAAUGAAUAAGAUGAGCUUUUUAAGAAAUAUAGAUUUGCACAUAUAGGAGAAGUUAUGUCAGGGAUUGGUGAAUAAUUUAAUGAUUUUGUAAAAAUUAAUAGUACUGCUAAAGUUUAAAUGGCAGGAGGUGUUAUUGAAGAUUUAGAUUUUGGGAAAAUGUAAGAAAUUAUUAGAAGUAUGCCUUAAUAUUAGGAAUAGUUGGCAAAAUAUAAUAUGCAUAUGAAAUUAAUAGGGGAUAUUUGGAAAGUUUUCGAAGAUAAAAAUUUAAAGGAUUUAGGAGAAUUGGAGUAAAAUCUAAGUACUGGAAUAGAUGGAAAUGGGGAAAAAAUAAAGGAAAAGGCUAUUUAUGGAUAAGCUUUAUAGAUUAUAUAGAAUGACAUUUUAAAUGAUUAUGAUAAAAUUAGACUAAAAAAUAAACUAGCUAAUCUUUUAGGAGGAGAAGGUGAAGAAGAUGAAGUAGGUGGCAGUUAGUUUUUAAAUUAAAAUGAAUAUGUAGAUGCUUUGUGUGAUAUGAAAUGUAGCGAGAUAUGA
Molecule: messenger RNA, 1427 nt
Organism: Ichthyophthirius multifiliis
Lineage: Eukaryota; Ciliophora; Oligohymenophorea; Hymenostomatida
Product: syntaxin binding protein 1, putative
Exons: 3
Biological process (GO): vesicle-mediated transport; intracellular protein transport
Cellular component (GO): secretory granule; plasma membrane
Molecular function (GO): syntaxin binding
Source: RefSeq, a predicted model, not a curated record